Molecule: messenger RNA, 1922 nt
Organism: Salarias fasciatus (jewelled blenny)
Lineage: Eukaryota; Metazoa; Chordata; Actinopteri; Blenniiformes; Blenniidae
Product: probable UDP-sugar transporter protein SLC35A4
Exons: 1
Coding region: 258-1229 (323 amino acids)
Biological process (GO): pyrimidine nucleotide-sugar transmembrane transport
Cellular component (GO): Golgi membrane
Molecular function (GO): pyrimidine nucleotide-sugar transmembrane transporter activity
Source: RefSeq, a predicted model, not a curated record
UAGCUGCCUGGAGCAGCUGUCGAAACCCAUUUAUGGUCAUGCCUAAAAUCUGCAGUAUUUCCUGUGAUGUUUCCAUACAGCUUUAUUUCCAGCAAAAAAUCCAGCAACAGAUUUAUAUAGAGAAAAGCUUAAUCCAGCAUUUUAUGAAAAAUAUUUAAAUGGUUGAGAUUUACGUUGAAAUAAGUGAGGAUUUAUUUUGCAAUACAAAUAGUGUUCAGAUUAGUUAAACAUAAAGAGUUUAUUUUGUGCCGUUCACGAUGAUCGUCAUUGAGAACGUGGGGCCUGCAGCCUCGGUGAAGGUGAGAAGCGAGUGGGUGAGGAAGAUAAAGUGGGGUGUCCUGUUAGGGCUGAUGGUCCUUAUCUAUGGCUCUCAUGCGCCUCUCAUCACACUCACCAAAGUCGAAGGUCAAGUCCCUUUCAGCCCGUCCUCGUGUGUCGUAAUGAUCGAGUUAGCUAAACUCCUCAUCUCUCUGGCCACCCUUGUGAUAACUGGCGGUACGCCGGCGCUGCAUUCACCUCCGCGCUUCGUGCACGUGGCUCCCUACGCCGUCCCCGCCGUACUCUACGCCCUCAACAACAACCUGGUUGUCCUCAUGCAGGCGUACAUGGAUCCAAGCUCAUACCAAGUGCUCUCGAAUCUCAAAAUUGCCUGCACUGCUCUGCUGUACUCGCUCUGUCUGGGCAGGAGGCUCCGGCCCGCUCAGUGGCUCGCCCUGGGGCUCCUCAUGUUCGCGGGGGUGUGCCACAGCUACAGCAGCCUCGAUCUAGAGGACAGUGAGAAUGCAGAGGAAGGUCCCAGGCUUCAUAUCACAUUGUGGGGGCUUUUCCUGCUGCUGCUGUACUGCUUCGUUUCCGGACUGGCAGCAGUUUACACAGAAAUGGUGCUGAAGAGCCAGAGGCUGCCGCUCAGCCUGCAGAAUCUCUACCUCUACAUGUUCGGGGUGGCCGUCAAUUUGCUGUGCAGUUUAUCCUCUCUAGCCAGUGACAAGAGCUUUUUGGAGGGCUACUCAGGAGCGGUGUGGGUCAUCAUAGCAGGCCAAGCAGCUAAUGGACUUCUGAUGUCUGUGGUCCUGAAGCACGGCAGCGGGAUCACCAGGCUCUUUGUCAUUUCCUGCUCCAUGCUGGUCAAUGCUCUGCUGUCUUGGGCUGUUUUAGGUUUGCAGCUCACUCCGUUCUUCCUUUUACCUGUUGUUAUCAUUGGUCUGGCAGCUUACCUUUAUUACAGAUAGUGAAGUUUCCCAAAAAUAAAGAACAGAGCUCAUUUAACUCCAGCAGAGCGCUCAUUAUUCUGCCAGGUAUUAUUUUAUCUCCUGAGAUUUUCAGAAGUGUUUCUUUUUUUGUUUGUUUGUUUUGGGUUGGGGUUUUUUUUUCCACAUUUUAUUUAUCUGCCUUCUGAAAUCUAAAGUUUUAAAUCUUUUGUUCCUUUGAGAAUCUGAGAAGAGCGUUGAUGGUCUUGAGAAGCGAUUCCCAGUUUUGAAUAAAAAAUAAAAAUCAGAGCCGUUCUGUUUGACACUGUUGCAGUAAAUUAUUAUUCUUAUGCAGGUAGAUAAUAUAUGUAAAGAUAAACAUUUCUGAAGUGCUGCUUUCGUGUUGUUUUCACAGUUUUGUGUCUCAUCCUCUGCCAGCAACGUAAUAAAAUGUUACACAGCAUGUUAUAGACCAUUAAAAUGUCAAACAUCUAUCUAUCUGAAUUUUAUUUCAUAAAUUCCACAUCCAGUUCAUACAUCGACUUCUAUCAUGUGUUCAUUGUUGCUGGGAUUUCCGGUCGGCCAUCGGAUCGCCUCUGACAGCCAGAGCAUCCUUUAACUCUCCAAGUGCUGUGAAAGGAUAAAAGAACUGUGAAAUAAAUACACCUGUCAGUAAUGUGAUCGUCACAUGUUGUGUAAAUGUACGCUGACCUUUACAGAGUUGUUUAUUGUCGG